Linum tenue is the source of this 1103-nucleotide messenger RNA. Lineage: Eukaryota; Viridiplantae; Streptophyta; Magnoliopsida; Malpighiales; Linaceae. The record is from the annotation of a GenBank genome assembly.
GCAGAGACAGAGAGGGAGAGGGAGAGUUCAAUGGAGCAUGCAACAGCAGCAGCAGCAAAUGGAUCAGGAGGCGGCUUCCAUGGCUACCGCAGCAGCUCUAACAGGCCCCCCACCACUCCACCUUCUUCAGGAGUAGUGAAGCUGCUGGCGGAGAUCAACAACAACCACCACCACCACUACACCACCACCAACAACAACAACUCCUCCUCGGCCGUCGAUGUGACGGAGGAGUGCACAGUGAGGGAGCAGGACAGGUUCAUGCCGAUCGCCAACGUGAUCCGGAUCAUGCGGAAGAUCCUCCCCCAGCACGCCAAGAUCUCCGACGACGCCAAGGAGACGAUCCAGGAGUGCGUGUCGGAGUACAUCAGCUUCGUCACCAGCGAGGCCAACGAGCGGUGCCAGAGGGAGCAGCGCAAGACCAUCACUGCCGAGGACGUCCUCUUCGCCAUGAGCAAGCUCGGGUUCGACGACUACAUCGAGCCCCUCACAGUCUACCUCCACCGCUACCGCGAGCUCGAGGGCGACCGUGCUGGGGCCGCCUCUGCAGCUGCAGCCUCUUCGGCGCUCGGGCUGAAGAGGAGCAGCAGCAAUGGGAAUGGAUCAGGUGGUUUCAUGAUGGAGUAUCUGGGGGGAUCGUCAGGGUAUGGAACUGCAUCGUUCCAUUCCCACCACCACCACCACCACGCACACUCUCGUCACCCUGCUGGCAACGGGUUUUACAGCGGGGCCAAUGUGGGGAGCUCGUCGUCGCAGUCAUCGUCUCCGCGUGGCAAUGGGUCCGCGAGCAAUGGGGAACAUCGCCAUCCAAUUUUCGGUCACCGUGAUCAGAAAUGAGAGCGGCGAUGGAGGUGGUAUGGCCUGGAGAUGGGGAGGGUGAAGCUCUGUGGACUAGCUAGCUAGACAGUUUACUUGUGCUGACGUGGUGGCAUUGUUUUGCCUCCUUUUAACUUUCUCUGCUAAUUUUGGGGUGGACUGAACUCGGUGUGUGAUGGAUGAAGUAAACAUAUCCUGCAUCGACAUUUUGCUCCUUGUGCUUGCUUAUGGAUUUUGCUUCCUAUUCCCUCGAUGAAUGCAAUGUGUUGGUUCCUUGUGUUAGAGAUAUA